Plasmodium knowlesi strain H is the source of this 4344-nucleotide messenger RNA. Its product is annotated as DnaJ protein, putative. Gene Ontology annotation, cellular component: cytoplasm. The transcript has 2 exons. Bases 1 to 4344 code for a protein of 1447 amino acids. Gene Ontology annotation, biological process: protein refolding. The record is from RefSeq and is a predicted model, not a curated record. NCBI's taxonomy places the organism in Eukaryota, Apicomplexa, Aconoidasida, Haemosporida, Plasmodiidae.
AUGAAAAACAACAAGGCCACGGAAAACUAUUACAUGAAGGAACCCCCAUGUGAUCAUGGGAACAAUGUGAUAAACAAAUGCUCCAGCUACUUUGACAUAAGUCAAAUUAAACAGUUAUACGCCCCCCAAAGUACCAAUGGAUAUGAGCAGAUUUUUUCCAUCCCUCGUAAAGCCAAGAAGACAGGAAGAAAAAGUAAAAAAGAAAUAUCCAACACAAAGGGUUCCAUCUCCUCAUUCCAUAGUGAUCAGUACGAAAAUGACAAACAAAAAAAUCCAGUGCCUAUAAGAAUAGGCCUAAGGAAAAAAAUGAAAUAUAACUCCCCAAAUGAAGAUUCCCACUUUUUUUACAGCAAUUCUUUUGACCAAACUCCCAGAAAGCACUUCUCAUUUAACCAUAAGGACCCACAAAAUGACGAGCCUCCAAACGUUUAUAAUCCCAGGGGUAGUGUUACAAAAGGUGUAAACAAAAGGCCUACUAGCAGAAGCGACUCGUUAAACAAAUACGAUUUUAUUAGAUUUGUCUGUUCUCCAACCAAAAAAAGUGUCGAUAAUAGAAGUGCAAAUUGUGAUAGUGAAAUGUGUAGCGCGAUGAAAAGUAAUACCAUUACAAAUGACAAUACCAGAAAUGACAAUACCAGAAAUGACAGUACCAGAAAUGACAAUACCAGAAAUGACAAUACCAGAAAUGACAAUACCAGAAAUGACAAUACCAGAAAUGAAAAUACCAGAAAUGACAAUACCAGAAAUGAAAAUACCAGAAAUGACAAUACCAGAAAUGAAAAUACCAGAAAUGACAAUACCAGAAAUGACGCUUUCAAAAAUCACCCUAUGAAUAUCGCAAACUGCGGCGAACACACUGCUACUAGCGUGGCCUCAAUGAAUGAUCCCCAAAGAGUCGUAAACAAUUAUGUCCAAUGGGAUCAAUUUUUUCACCCCAAAACAGAACCAGAACCGCCCAAUGCCCUCAAAAGACGAACAAAAUAUGACCCCAACAUCAUCCAAAACAAUGAUAUAAUGAAUGACACAAAGGGUGCUAUAUCCUCUGCUAGAAAAAUUUACCCGCCAAAUGAAUCAAUUCUUAACCCCAAAGGAGGUACAAAGUGUGUCGAACGGGUUGGCAGAAGCGGGACCACUAACAGUCACACAGGGGAAGACACCAAAAGUGCCAUAAGAAAUUUCACAAAACAUUACCCCCCACAUGAGCUGUACAAUGACACAGACGAAAGCAGAGAAGGUGAACAAGAAAGAACCCCUCAAAACGGGGCACAGAAUAAUGGACCCAUAGACCUGGAUAGCCAUGACUCCAUCGACCGACUUAGUAGAAACUUUUUCAUAAACAACAAGAAGAUUUUCCUUACACACUUUCGAAAAGAUAAGGAGACACAAACUAAAAGAGGUAGCAAUUAUUCACAUAGCACUGGUGGGAACGUUCCUCUCAGACACGAUGCCACACAGGGAGAAAGAAACAAAGGAAAAAAUGAACAAAACAAAUGGUGGAAAAAUGGUGAAGAGGUAACCCCAGGUGGUGAAUCAUUCCACUGCGGUCAUUUUGCAAAAGUGAAUUCUCCGCAUUGUGAAGAAUAUAUUCACAGCGAGGAGGAAAUGUGCCGAGCGGAAAAUUCUAGUAGAAGGAAUUACCAUCAAGGGGAAGACCAAGCCAAAGGAGACGAUUGGAACGAAGAUGAUAAGCACCUUAAUCACGAUACACGCUACUCCGAUGAAGAGCCAAUUGACGGUAGAAACUUUCUACCAGACAUGAACUCCUUUGUACGGAAAAACUGCAACGUAAUGAAAUCGCUGUAUAGCCACCUGGGCGUCCCAUACAAUGGGAGUAAGGAAGAAAUUAAAAAAUCGUACAAGGAAAAAAUAAAGGUACACCACCCAGACAAAGGAGGAAGCGUCAACAAGUUUCUUCAACUUAAACUUUCUUACGACAUACUAACAAAUGAUAAGAAGAGAAAAAUGUAUGACAAAUAUGGACAUGGCAUAUUAGAAUUAUUAGUUAGCGAAAAUUUUCAAAAUUAUGAAAUAUCUUCAUCGGAUGGAGAAAAUAAUCAAAACGAAAUUAUUGAUGAGGAAAACAUAAAGAUAUAUAACUUUUUUGUUCAAAAAUAUAACAACACAUCAUACUUACAUAAUUUGCAAGAUUUAAAAAUGGAUAGCUAUCAGUACAACGAAUUUCAGAAACUAAUUUUCCAUUUUUUUCAUCAUGAAAAUCCCAUGUUCAAGAACACCUUCCAUUUAUUCCCAGCGUACUCUCCCUUUGUCCCUCCUUAUAGAAAAAAAAAAACAGACAAACGGAAAACAGAUAAAAUGAAAGCCGAUAAAAUGGUGGAAGUUGAAAAAGGGGCUAAUGGAAAAGAGGUAGAUAAGAAGAUGAUUCCUCAUUUGGAUUUAUCAAACAGCUUAGACAACACCCCUGUGUCUUCUAUCCCAACGAAGGAGCUAUUCAGUUCUUCAGAAAGUUGCACAUCUCGAAAUUAUUCCCCUUCAAAUUACAGCGCAAAAAAGGAAUGUUCAAUUAACGAUGUAUUAAGCGAAGAGCAUGUCACUAAUCUGUUUAACGAAAUGGAAAAUGACUUUAAAUACUUCUACAACAAAUUUAUUGUACAUAAAAUAGAGGAAUCAGAGCUUGCUAAGAACAACUCCACGUAUGGUAAAAAAGCGGCGACGAAAAUCGUAAACCCAGCAGAUCAUAAUAACGUGGAGGUGAAGGGCAACAGUGAUGAUGUUUCCACCCCCAUGAAGGAGCAUACACACCACUCCUUCGAACAGUUUCCUUACGAUGAAGACAUGGCCACUCCUCUAGCGCAGUGCCAACUCUCCCACGAAAAACACAGCUCCAACCGUUGGCGCCAAAGAGAGAAGGACUACUCCUUCCGGGAUAUUCAGACCUCCCCAAUUGCGUACAAAAUUAUAAACGAAAAUAACGAGAGGCACAUAGCCGACUUUUACAGAUGGUUUGAAUUAUUUUUCAACCACCGCCAAGGGGAUCAAGCGGCGAAAGAAGCAGUCAAUCAAGCAGUCAAUGAACCAGUCAAUGUAGCGGCCAAUGAAGCGGCCAAAGAAGUACCUAACCACGCAACACAAAAUCAUCACCGAAUUUGUAGUGAGAUGGCUGCCAACUGGCAUAGCGGAGCGACCACACCCAUCGUCAUUCCCCCACCCAAGCUACAAGAAGAAGCACAUUCAGCACAGACUAACGAAGCGCACGCAAAAAUCAAUUCGGAGUCACCUACAAAAUUUCAAUGUUCUGCCGAGAAUUUCUUCUCAUUUGGGAGGAUGCCACAUCCCAGUAGUAACAGCCCAAAUGUGCGAAUAAAGGACAAUACUCAAAACGAGGGAAAACCCACUAUAUUUUCACAUUAUAAAUAUGCCAAAAUACAACAUGGGGGCGGCGGCGGAACCACCCCCUUGCAGACGCAAUCAAACGCAACGCCAACCCGCACAAACACCACUCCACGGAGAAGUGGAAAAAAAAACGACAAGCCAAAUAUAUCGCGAGAAAAAAGCGCACACAAAAUAACUCCCUUGUGUAAUAGCAGUAGCAAAAUGGAAAAUAGCGUGACAAUAAAUAUUGAAGAGAAAUAUGGUUUCAAUUUGCUAAAAAGAAGUGAACAAAAGAUAAAAGACAUAACACACGAUUUUAAUUACAUAUAUAUAGGAAGUAACAUGAUGAAAAAAAAUAAAUUUGUCCUUUUCGUAAAAGAAGAAAGUGUAAAAAAAUUUUUAAAAGUUAAACUGCUCAUCGAAAAAAUUAAAAAAAAAUCAAACUUGAAACUCAUAUCCGUAUUUGAAAAGGAAAUAGAAAAAAAUAUAAAACAUAUGGAAUACAUUUUACUGUUGACAACACACAAGGAUGAAUUUUUACCACUUAACGAUUUCUACCUACUUGACAGAAAUGCUUUUACAAAAGACCAUUAUUGCAUACCCCUAUAUAUAAAAAAGAACACCAUAAGCAGACCAACACAUUUUCACAUCAGGUGGAUUGUAUACACCUUGCAGUCGCUCAUCUUUUUUAAUUUUUUUUUUAAAAAAAUGAAUAAGUAUAUGUGUGCUUUCCCCUUCUUUAAUUACAAGUAUAAUUUGAUCAAACAUUUCUUGGACCAUGAAGAAAAAAACAAUUGUAGUAUCCACCAACAUAUAAAAAAAUUUUAUAUUUUUUUCCAGCAGUACAUCAUCAAGAAUAAGCAACACUAUUUGAAGUACUUUCCGCACUCCAUCACUCUGCACAUAAAAAAUGAUGCAUCUCCAAAUUACCAGAAUAGCAAGCCCGUGUGCAUAAACAUGUCCUCUAUUUUAGUGCUGACGCCGAACAAACCUAUACCCUCCUCCGAAUGGUAG